Molecule: messenger RNA, 4492 nt
Organism: Scylla paramamosain (green mud crab)
Lineage: Eukaryota; Metazoa; Arthropoda; Malacostraca; Decapoda; Portunidae
Exons: 7
Coding region: 171-3281 (1036 amino acids)
Source: RefSeq, a predicted model, not a curated record
GCCUAAGUGCGAUGGGGGAAGGUUACAUCCGUACAUCCAUCCCCUGUCUCGUGAUAAAUGAGAUUGUAAACUCACUAGUGUAACUUGUUUUGUCACAAAUCAAAUAUGCGUCAGGCUUCCGGCAUCCUGAGAUCUGAUGCGUGAGGAAUUUCCAUCCCAGGUUUACUGCAAUGGCUGCUGCUUCACCAGUUGAUUAUCUACGUCUUAAAUUGUUAAGCAUCCUAGAGGGUCCAGGAACAGCCACACUAACAUUCAUCUUGAAACACGGCACGAACGCUCAUACUAGCAACCUCUCUCUCCUUGACUACCUGAACAACCUCCCUCAAGGCUCGGAAGAAAACUACUGUCGCCUGAGUAACAAAGGCAAAGUUAAAGCUUUUACUGACUCUGAAAAAAAAGUGAUAGAGAGCGACCUCUCAUGGGACAGUUUCGACGUGUCCUUGUUAUGCAAGGCCAUUAAACUUUCCUGCAAAAAUAUAGCAGAACUCAGUGACAAUGCAAAGUGGGAAAACCUUGGUUGUAUGGAGGGUCUGAUAAGAAAAAUCAAAGAUGAAAGGAACAGACUUGUGCAUGAACGAGCACUAAUGACUCAGAAUGAGUUCGACGCCAGAGUUAGAGAACUGGAAGACCUUUUUCUGAAGGCCUUGGAAGCAGCUCAGAUUAGGUACAGUAUAUCUGAGCAGGAGGUAGAUAAAAAAAAGAAAUACAUAGAGGAGAAUAUCAAGACCAUUUUAGAAUGUUUCACAAAAGAAGAAAUUCUUCGCCUAGAUAGUAUUGGACAGUUGUUGGUAUUUAAAACCAUGGUUAUUAGGAAUUUGAGAAAAAUCUAUGAAAUGACACAAAACUUUGACCCACUCAGCUUUCUCAGUAGUUCUGAGACAUUCAUAGACGUACAAACAAUAUUUACCAAACCUCUAAUGAAAAAACAAUACAGCAAAACUGAAAUCCAUUACCUCGAUAUCGUAAACUACACCCAGUCGUUGGGACAGCCUACACACCCGCCACAGUUCUCCAAGCAUGCUCACCUGCAACAAACUUCCCACCCUACACCUCCUCCACAGUCCUCCUGGACUACACACCAGCCACAGUCCUUACAUACACACCCAUCACAAACCGGGCAGCCUACAGCGUCACCAGAAUUCACAAAUUCGGUCAGACCACAACUCGUAUUAAUUAAUGGUGUGGCAGGAUGUGGCAAGACUACUCUUCUCACCUUCAUUCUGUCAGAGUGGAUCAAAGAUGAGCGUGAUCGUCGUAUCAAACAUCUAUAUGAAUAUGAUUUUGUCCUGCACAUUCCAUGUCGGCAGAUAAACGGUGCCUCACUUCAGGAAUUUUUCGAGCAGAUCCUUCCAGAAGCCGUCGCGUUCAGACCAAAUUUGAUGACUCUCCUUAGGAAUUGCAAGAUCCUUUACUUAAUAGACGGUCUCGAUGAGCGUAACAAUUUGUCACGCCAGCUGGUAGAGGAUAUCUUGUGUCAAUGUGAAAUGGUACCAGGAGUUACUAUAAUUUGCACCUCUCGCCCAGAGGUAGUUGUGGACUUUGUUCAGUCAGUUCCCUUAAAAUAUGGAAAGGGCAUAGUGAUGUUGGAGGGCAUUUCUCCUAACAACAGAACUGAGUUUGUCUUGAAAUACUAUAACUGGCUCGAUCUUACUGGAUCCUCAGAUCCUGCCAGGCUCAAACAAGUUAUGGAAAGUGUAGUCUGGAAGGAUCAUUUGAGUCUUCCUCUCAACCUACUCUUCUUGGUUACUCUCUUUCAUGAUGACCCAGAUUCUGUUAAGGAGAACAUCAGCCAGACCAGUUUAUACCUCGCUAUACAUAAGUGGUGUAUAGAAAAACUGCAUUAUCGAAUUUCAAUGUGCUCACAGUCGAAAGGUAUUGACAGAGUAUCUCGUGAGGAAGGCAUCAAAAAGGUGUUAAAUAUGGUGUAUGAAGUAUCCCUGGCAGGCCUUCUGCAGGACAGGUUGAGCCUUCGUGAUGAGGACAUGCUACGACUGAGGAAGUACUGUAAAGAAGAGAACUUACCUAGGGAGGAGGUGCUGGGUGGGUUUUUUUCAUUGCGACAAUUUAUUAUUAACAGAAAAAUCCAUCAGACAUAUUAUGCACCCCAUAAAGGUCUCCAAGAAUUCUUCGCGGCGAAGCACAUUGUGAACUAUCUUGGUCAGACCUCUGCUUCAGGAAAAAGUGUCAAGCGCACUUUUUACCAUAUUGUAGGUCUUCACCACCGCGCUUCAGGAGACAUCAGACGUUUGAUACAUCACCCCUCGCCGACAAAGCUAAAGAAGUACAGUAACCUCCUCCUCCACGUAGUGGGCCUCCUUAGCCAGCCAGAUGCACCAUCCCUUCCCCGAGCCAUGAAUGAGGCGGUGGAUCUGCUGGCAGAGACUGAGGUGACAAGCUGUAAUCACUGGCUGAGCUUACUAAAAGCCACGGAGUUCAAUCAGGUCACACUGAAGUGCAUCGCUAGACACGUCUCGAGUAAGUGUCUUGAUGAUGAGACAGUAGACAUAUCCGACGACACCAUCACCAGUGCCACGAACUUAUUACCUCUUAUCUCUCGCAAAAAGAUAGCAAUAUACCUGCGAAGGAAGGGAGUAAACUGGAGUGAGCUUUACCGAGAAGUGGCCCGACACACCUGCACCAAGGUGUUCCUUGUGCAUCAUUACCAACAACCAGACCCAACAUCUUCCUCGACCUCCGUCCUUUGUGCUUUGCCUCUGAGAUGCCUAGAAAAGUUCGCGGGUUACCUGAAUGCUGAGGGAAUAACACUGCUUCAAAAGGCUUGCGACCUGAAGGACCUGCGUCUUGCUGUAUCAGGAGACCAAGACGCUCCGACGAUUCUGUCCGCCCUUGAAGCAACUUGCCCGUCAUUCCCCCACCUAAAACACUUAUCCCUACACGUUCCUGUGGAGGCAAUUACACUCGAGAUGCUCACCACACCCCUGCCCGACGUAACUUCCGAUGGUGGCUUCACCCGCGUGAAUCUCGCGUUGUCUGGUGUGGAUGAGAAACUGCUGGAGAAGACAUGUCGGAUAACGGCAGUCCUUCAGCCCAGAGGGGUGAGGUAUUGGACCAUUAGGUUCCCCAAUAGCAGACUGGAGGUAGCGGCGUGGAGGAGCUUACUUAACCUGCUGAGUGAUGCCGGCACCAGAGUGGAAGGAUGGAUUGUGGUACCUGAGACGACCCCUAUCACAGACGAGGAGGCGAGGGAGCUGAGGAACCUUGCCGAGACUAACAUGCUGGGUGGUUUCAUAAAACAGUCCAAAAAUAAGCUGUGGUGGUGAUAAGCGUAGUGACCAAGAGUGCCAUGACGUAUGAUCGCCGUGGACCCCUGGCUGCUGUCACUGUGGUUAGUCAACUGUCUAACAAACCUUAUCUGUCUCACCAAUGAUAAAAAAAUAAAAAUAAAUAAAUAAAUAAAUAAAUAAAUAAAUAAAUAAAUAAAAUAUAUAUACCACAUGACACCAGAAGCUCUUCUUUUCCUACUUGCUAAGCCUAUGGUACACUUCCCCUCUCUCUCUCUCUCUCUCUCUCUCUCUCUCUCUCUCUCUCUCUCUCAAGUUAUUUUAUUUUUUGCCUAUUUUAGUAUGCCGUCAGGGUCACGCCCAUGGGUGGGUGCUUCCACGCCAAGGAAGUAACGGAUGUGUAAUUUGAAUUAAAUUUCUCUUUUCGACCUAGGCCAACACCAGCACGCCACCCUAAAAGUAGGCUGUGCGGCAGGAAAGAAUUAAUUUGAAUUCGUCACUCUUAUAAUCCAUAUUAAUGUGACAUUGAACUUCUUCCCUUCUUAAUUAAUAGACACCAUCAUAACUUUUCUCCUUGCAGUAUAGAACAAAUGUAUUGUUAUAUAAUCCUACUCCCGCUGAAUUCAAUUAUUUUCAUUUAUUUAAUGCUUAAUACCUGCUUAUUGUAGAUGGCGGGUAUCUGACCUGCCUGCAGCAGUUGGCCCUAAUAGUUAGAAAAGUGUAGGCCUCAUAGUUUAAUGAGAACAAUUUUUGGUAAGAUAAAUGUAUGAUAUAAUUUUGUAUUGUGCUUUUGUUGAAAUAAGAGUAAGGAAGGAGAAAUGUGUUUGUUCUCAACCCAUCUACACGCAUUUAAGCCUAACCAGCCUAGUGUUUGUCGCCCUGAGACCCAAAGCUAGCCGUGCAUCCGAACAUAUUUCAGUGUUGCUGAACAGGUAAGAAGGGAUCAUCAGGAUCUGAUAUUAAUUGUGCCUUUUACUAAAUGGUUGGGGUGUGUAGGGGCCUCUUACUCCGUAAAGGGCUUGGGCCGUGAAAUCAGAAACAGUUGGCACGAAGGAGUCUCACCAGAAAAACAACACCAUCAGGUGGAUAGGAACUUGCCGCUUGCCAGGCCGGGCACUGCAGCCAGCAUAUUUCAGAAAGGUAAUAGAGAUUUUGUCCCAUGGAGGUUAGCCCCAUCCUCUACAAUGACGUACUACACGGCCAACUCUGAUUGCCUGCUGCCUCCUUAGUCUCUCUCUCUCUCUCUCUCU